Messenger RNA from Sphenostylis stenocarpa, 2889 nucleotides. Lineage: Eukaryota; Viridiplantae; Streptophyta; Magnoliopsida; Fabales; Fabaceae. The record is from the annotation of a GenBank genome assembly.
AUGGCUUCUUCAUCUCGGCUCAUCAACACAUAUGAUGUCUUUGUGAGCUUCCGUGGUGAAGACACGCGCAACAACUUUACUGGUUUUCUCUUUCAAGCUCUCUGCAGAAAAGGCAUCCAUGCCUUCAAAGAUGAUGAAGAUCUGAAGAAAGGCGAAUCCAUAGCACCUGAGUUGCUACAAGCCAUUCAAGGGUCUCGCCUUUUCCUCACUGUCUUCUCAAAAAACUAUGCUUCCUCUAUUUGGUGCUUGCGUGAACUAGCAGAGAUCUGUAACUGCGUUGAAACAUCGCCAAGACGUGUUAUACCUAUAUUUUAUGAUGUUGAUCCUUCAGAUGUACGAAAACAGAGUGGCUUUUAUGAGAAAGCAUUUGCACGACACGAAGAAAGAUUCAGAGAAGAUAAAGAGAAGACGGAGGAAGUGCAGAGAUGGAGACAAGCUCUCACACAAGUGGCCAAUCUCUCUGGCUGGGAUAUACGAAACAAGGCACAAUUUGCAGAAAUCGAACAAAUUGUUCAAAACUUACUAAUUAUACUGGGUCCGAACACAUUAAAUCUUCCCAAUGAUGAUCUAGUUGGGAUGGAGUCCCGUGUUGAAGAAUUAGAAAAUCUUCUAUGUUUGGGAUUAGUUAAUGAGGUUCGAGCUGUUGGAAUUAGUGGGAUGGGUGGCAUAGGAAAGACAACUCUUGCUCGGGCUUUAUAUGAAAGAAUCUCUCAUCAAUAUGAUUUUCAUGGUUUUAUUGAUGAUGUAAGCAAAAUUUAUCGAGAUUCAAGUUCAUUAGGUAUACAGAAGCAGUUGCUUUCACAGUCUCUAAAGGAGAAAAAUCUAGAGAUUUGCAAUGCUUUGGAGGGAACAUGUUUGGUGUGGACUAGGCUACACAAUGUAAAGGCACUUGUUGUUCUUGACAAUGUUGAGGAUGUUGAACAACUGAAGAUGUUUACAGGGAAUAGAAACACUAUGUUGCGUGAAUGUUUGGGUGGAGGGAGCAGAAUCAUCAUAAUUUCUAGGGAUGAGCAUGUAUUGAGAACACAUGGAGUGGAUGAUGUUUAUCAAGUUCAGCCGUUGAAUAAGGAGAAUGCUGUCGAGUUGUUUUGUAGAAGUGCUUUCAAAGUUAAUUAUAUUUUGAGCGAAUAUGAAAAGUUGGCAUAUGAAGUUCUAUCACAUGCUGAAGGCCAUCCCUUGGCAAUUGAAGUAAUUGGGUCAUCUUUGUUUGGUCGAAAUGUAUCACAAUGGAGAAGUGCAUUGGGUAGGUUAAAAGAUAAUAAAAGGAGAAAUAUUAUGGAUGUUUUGCGUGUAAGUUUUAAUCAGCUAGAUGAAAUUGACAGAGAAAUAUUUUUGGAUAUUGCAUGCUUCCUCAGUGAUUAUGAUGAGAAAUAUGCUAUAGAAGUUCUAAAUUUUCGUGGAUUUUAUCCUGAAUAUGGCAUACAAGUUCUCAUUGAUAAGUCACUCAUAACCAUUAAAUAUGGGAGCAUUUGUAUGCAUAGAUUGUUGAGGGAUUUGGGCAGGUGUAUUGUUCGUGAAAAAUCACCUAAGGAGCCCAUCAAGUGGAGCAGGUUGUGGGAUUACCAAGAUCUCUAUAAUGUCAUGUUAGAGAAUCAGGAAAGUGAGAAUCUUGAAGCCAUAGUUGUUAAAUCCAAUUCAUUGAUGAUUAAUGAAGCUAUAAUGAGGGCAGAUGCUCUGUCAAAAAUUAAGCACCUUAAGUUGCUUAAACUUGAGAACGUAAAGUUUUCGGGAAGUCUCAAUAAUCUUUCAAAUGAACUUGGAUAUCUUACAUGGAAGCAAUAUCCUUUUCAGUGUUUGCCUCCAAGUUUUCAACCAGAUAAAUUAGUUGAGUUAGUCAUUGGUGGGAACAACAUUCAACGACUAUGGGAAGGCACAAAGCCUCUACACAAUUUGAAACGUUUGGAUCUCUCUCACUCCAAAAAUCUAGUUGAGAUGCCAGAUGUUGAAAGUGCCGUAAAUCUUGAGAUGCUAGAUCUUGAAGGAUGUAUACAGCUCAGAAUAAUCAACCCAUCCAUUGGUCUUCUGAGAAAGCUUACUUUUCUCAAUUUGAAAAACUGCAUAAACCUACAUUGCAAGCGGUUGAAAUAUUUGCCGGAUCUACCUUCACGAACUGACUUGCCCUCAGAACUUUACUAUCUGCCAGAUCUACCUUUCAAUUUAAUACGUGAUGAAGCUAAUGCAGGAAUAAUGAUUUACAACUGUCGAGAAUUAGUUGAUAGGGACCGGUGCACUAGCAUGAGUAUUUCAUGGAUGAUACAAAUUGCUCAGGCGAACCACCAAUGUAGAUGUUUUCCAUUUGAUAAAAUGAGUCCAAAUUUUGAAAGUAUUAUCCCUGGAAGUGAAAUACCGAGGUGGUUUAACAGUGAGCAUGUGAGCACCGACAAUUCAAUAAUCAUAGAUGCAUCUCCAGUCGCUCAUGAAAAUUAUUGGAUGGGAGUUGUGUGUUGUGUAAUAUUCCAGAUACGGGAAAUUACUUCUCCAAGAGAAAUAUUACUUUACAGUGAUGUAAUUCCUGUUGAUGUCAGGAAAGAUCUAGCGAUGGACGAUUCAGAUCACAUGUGGCUAUUCUAUCUAACUCAGCAAGAGUUCAUUCAUCAAUGCAAUUAUCGUGGCAUACCUAAUAUUGAUUGCUUGAAAAUAAAAUUUAAAAUAGGGGACAUGCUAUAUUUUCGUGAUUUAAUGGUGGAAAGUGAAGAAAUGGAAGAUAAAGUUUAUCCCGAGAAGGAACAGUGGCAAAUGGACGAGAGUGUUGUUCUGCUUGAAGUGAAGAAAUACGGGUAUCGUUGGGUAUCUGAACAAGAUCUAGAACAAUCAAAUUCGAUAAUGAUGCAUGGUGGAAAUUUGGUAACUCGUAAGCGCAAGUUUUUAGCGAUAGAUGGAAACAAGUAG